UAAUGGAUAGAUGUCAAAGCGAAUCAAAAUUUUUCGUUGGGUAAAAAACUUUACCCUAAAUAUUGAUGAUUUAAAAUAACUAAUAGUGCUCCAAUCAUCGCUCCAUAAAUUGUUAUAUGAGCUACAAUUGAGUAAUUCAAAAUGUAUCUCUCUUCUGUUAGUUCUCGUUUGCAUCUUCACGAUACUAACAGUUGGGAGUUAAAAAAAUCCUACGGAUGUUAUGAUGGUUUAAUGAGAGAUAUAUCAUGGAGCGAUGAUGGUAAAUACAUAUUACAGGUCAACUGCAAAGGUUUAAUCGAAAUUUUAACACCAGCAGACCAUGACAUUCGUAGCUUACAACACAUUCCAUUGAAAGACACCUGGUCGGCUACUUUCCAUCGGGAAGGCCACAGAAAUGUCGCCAUUGGCACCAAGAGUGGUAAUGUUCUGAUAUGGGACACAAAAAACAAGACUAUAACCAAAACAUUCCCCACUCCCACGCAUCAGGCUAGCGUUAACUUCAUCAGCUAUAAUGCCAAAAACAACAAUUUGGCAGCUACCAUGAAUAAUGGAGAAACUAUCAUCUAUGGACUGGUUUCCAACAUUCCAAUUUUAACAGUCAAACUUAACUGUUCGAAAAGCAUUUCUUCAAUGAAAUUCCAUCAUGAAACACGGUGUUUAUUAGGCUUGGCUACAGAUGAAGGACAUGUUGUACUACGAGAUAUCAACACUAAUAAGGACAAAGCUUUCUUUGAUAACAUCCAUGCAGCUCCGGUUAGUGAUAUAGCUUAUUCAUUGAUAAACAAAGAUGUGAUGUUGUCCAGUGGCUAUGAUAAAAUUGUACAUGUAUAUGAUAUAAGACUCCAAAAUGUUGUUUCUACUAUCAAAACGUCUUAUACAUUGUCUUCUGUAGCUAUAAAUGCUGACAAUCAAGUUGCUAUCGGGACCAGAAAUGGAGCAGUCAUGAUCUAUGACUUGAGAGACUUAACCACUCCCUUUACAACACUGAAAGGCCAUAGUGAGGAGGUCAAGAAAGUAGCUUUCCAACCCUCAAAGAGGAAGCCGCAAUUGAAUGAAAUAAGCAUUCAGGAAGACACUGAACUACAUUUAACACCUAGUAGACCUAGUCCUGGGAAGCCUAGGACUUCUGACAUGUUCCUCAUCUCAGCCUCACCUAACAAGGAUAACCUGGAUGUCUCUGAAAAGUCUGAAGAUAAGAGAGCCGAUUCAUUCUUAGUACUAAUGGGACUGGAUAAGUCUAACGAAGAUGACACAAAUAAAUCACAAUUUAAAGAAAGCAGCAUCUUUGAACGGAACAAAAGACUGGACGUAGAGAAGAAUAUGAGUAAAAUUUCAACACCGCUUCAUAACCAAGUCUCUGACAAUUUAGCGUUUACCUCUCCCAUGUUAAACGGCAAUCCAGAUGAUGGGAGACCGCUAAUAGCUGUAAACGGGGAAAAGGAAAAGAUUACGAGAUACAAUUCUAGUAUGGUUGAAGAGCUUAAAGACUUCAUAGAGCUCAGUCUUGCAGACGUUGCGGAAGAUAAUAAGAACUAUUUCUUACACAUCAUGAUGGUUCUGACGAAGCAGAGGCUGUCAUUGGAGAAACAGAUGGCGGCCAUGAGUUCUCAGAUCUCGAUGAUGCAGGAGAGCCAGAAUGAGCUGUUGGAUGCUAAUAAGAGACUGGCUUUGCAAGUUGAGCAGUUGAAAUAUGCUACUAAUAAUAAUCUUUAAAUUAUUGUAAUUUUUCCACUUAUACCAACAGUAAAAGUCCGUUUUUCCUGUAGAAAAUAGAUCCUCAUAGAGGCUGGUCCUGAAAAAUCAUUUUUUUUUUGUUAUAAAUAUUUUGGCCCUCUUAUAAUCUUAGACCUUUGUCAUGCUAGCUUAUUCAUAUUCAGUUCACUUGUGGGAGUGCGGUGAAAUUUUGAAAAUGAUAGACAAAUGUAGAAUUUAUUCUCAUUGUCAAGCUAAAUACACUAGCCAUGUUUAAUUUUAUUCAUGGAUAAUUCAUAUGUAAGUGUAAAUCUCUAAAUAAAUUGUGUAUGUUGAAAGUGUAACUUGGAUUGACUGUUAGUGCCUUCAGUUUAAGUAUAGUUGCAUAAUGUAUAUAAAUUAUUGGUAAUGCCCCAUUUUUAAUAUCAGAAUAACAGCAGUGUAUCUUGCCCCAAAAUUGUCUAUUUGAAAGUAAUUAAUAAUUUAUAUAUUUACCUAAAUAAUAUUUUACAAAAAUAUACAUUGUUAAAAUGAAAUUCUACUGGCAUAGGUAUAAAUGUAUUAAGAAUCUUGUGCCAUUAUAGCUGUAAAGAUUUAAUCUAAUUCAGUAUUAUUUAUAAAUUCCAUGACAAUAAAUGUGUGUGCUGUUGAUUUGUUGUAACUAGGAUUGCAACUGUGUAAAAAUACUAAAAAUUAAAUAAUAACGAAACCCCAACCUUUUUAUUAUUAUUAUAAU
Molecule: messenger RNA, 2428 nt
Organism: Leguminivora glycinivorella
Lineage: Eukaryota; Metazoa; Arthropoda; Insecta; Lepidoptera; Tortricidae
Gene: Grip71
Exons: 2
Coding region: 142-1713 (523 amino acids)
Biological process (GO): microtubule nucleation; mitotic cell cycle
Cellular component (GO): pericentriolar material; spindle pole; ciliary basal body
Molecular function (GO): gamma-tubulin binding
Source: RefSeq, a predicted model, not a curated record